GCCUCUUUGUGUCUGGCUGAGACACAGGAGCAGUGGCUGGAGGAGGAGGUUUGUGUAUGGGUGAAAAAGAAGGGGAGGGGAGAUAUCUCAGUGCCUUCCUCACCACCACUUCAGUCAACAGUUCCCCUCCUUCUUAGUCCUCUCACCACAACAAACCCCCCUUCGGUUGGCUUCCCCAGGGAAGUUGCUGCAGCCAGCCUAGGGUGAUCGCUUGUGCUAGGGAUUUAAGCAGAAGCACUUACAGCCUAUCCCUCAGGAGCCAACUACGGGCCUCAACCGCGAUAUCUGGGACAGCUGCUUGCCACAGCACAGCUCAUUUUCACUGGGAUUUUAUCACCUAAUGGGAAUGUGGCUCCUGAAUGCUGCAAAACUGAAUGAGAAAGAAGGAACGUCGCACUUAAGUAUAGCGUCUUGGUAAAAUAUAAUUUAAGUUUUUUUUUGGAAAAGAAGAAGCUAAAUAAUUUUAUAAAAUAUACCGUAAUUUUGUCAAAGGGGACAAUUUUUGAAAAGUAAUAGAAGUAUGCUGUUAUAUCAAUAAUAUAUUAAAAAAUAUAGUACUUUUAUAAAAAACAAACAAUAUUUUUUGGGUGCAAUUUAUACCUAUUUUCACAAUAGGUAGGAAAUUACUUUCCUUGGUAAUGGGGUUUGAGUAAAAGCUCCAAGUGAAAUAAAUAUAAUUGUUUUGGCUGAGAUGGAUUUUACAUUAUUUAUUCCCAUACCUUUACAUAUGCUGGGCAUGCAUACACAGAGUCCUGUGUAGUAUAUUGAUUUACCAUUGCUUUUAUUGUUAUGUUUUGGGAAAUAAUUCAAUUUCAUUGGAAAAGCGGUUACCCCUUUGGAAUAUACCUCCUUGAAAUGAGCAUUAAUUGUCAGAAAACAGCAUUGCACCCAAUGAGAAUAUAAAGCCAGAAACUGUCUACCCUAAUGGAUUAGAAGACAAUCAAUUUCCUCGUGAAACUGGAUAAUUUUCUGAGGGACUGGAUCCCCUCUCAUUUUUUUUCCAUUCCCGUGGCUACCUACUAUCUCAAUUCUUUGGGAUUAUUAUGGCUUCCUAUCGGAUUUUUAUUUUCCUGUUCUUUAUCUUACAUCAUUCCACCCUCCUGGCUACAGCUGCUGCUGCUCAAAAUGAGGAGCGCUUAUGUGCAUACAAAGAUCCCCACAAUCAGGACCAAGAGGUCAGCGAGAGCAAAAUCUCUCACGAAAAUGGCACGGCCAUAUGUAACAAGGGCAGCACUUGCUAUGGAUUAUGGGAAAAAACACGAGAAGGUGAAAUCCAUCUUGUCAAACAAGGAUGCUGGGCCUUCAUCAGCGAUCCACAUGAUUGUCAUUUUGAUGAAUGUGUGGUUACCACUACACCACCACUUAUUCAGAAUGGCACAUACCGCUUCUGCUGCUGUCGUGUGGACAUGUGCAACGUCAAUUUCACAGAAAAAUUCACGUCGCCCAACCCCACAGACACCACACCUUACAGCUCAAAUGGGCACUUUCACCGUGAGAUGACCAUAAUUAUUGCCCUGGCUUCCAUCUCUAUAAUGGCUGUACUUAUUGUGGUGUUUUUCUUCGGGUACAGGAUAUUUGGAGGCAAUCGCAAGCAAGGACUUCAUAGUAUGAAUAUGAUGGAAGCCGCAACAUCAGAACCAUCACUGGACCUAGACAACCUGAAGUUAUUAGAGCUUAUAGGCCGAGGUCGUUAUGGUUCUGUGUACAAAGGAUCACUAGAUGAGCGUCCUGUGGCGGUGAAAGUCUUCUCCUCCAACAACAGGCAGAACUUCAUCAACGAAAGGAAUAUUUAUCGCACCCCUCUACUGGAGCAUGAUAACAUAGCUCACUUCAUUGCGGCAGAUGAGCGAGUGACUUCAGAUGGGCGUCUGGAAUAUCUCCUAGUUAUGGAAUAUUACGCAAAUGGAUCGCUGUGCAAGUAUUUAAGCAUUCACACUAAUGAAUGGCUUAGUUCCUGUCGCCUGGCACAUUCGGUGACCAGGGGUUUAGCAUAUCUACACACAGAGUUACAACGUGGAGAUCUCUAUAAGCCUGCAAUUUCCCACCGGGACCUCAACAGCCGUAAUGUACUGGUAAGGAGUGACGGUACCUGUGUGAUCAGUGACUUUGGACUAUCUAUGCGUCUUACUGGCAACCGAUUGGUGAGGCCAGGAGAUGAAGAUAAUGCGGCAAUCAGUGAGGUUGGCACAAUCCGAUAUAUGGCCCCUGAGGUCCUGGAGGGAGCGGUAAACCUGAGGGACUGUGAGUCUGCCUUGAAGCAAGUUGACAUGUAUUCGCUUGGUCUCAUCUAUUGGGAGAUCUUUAUGAGAUGCACAGACCUCUUCCCUGGGGAAUCUGUGCCAGAAUAUCAAAUGGCAUUUCAAGCAGAGGCAGGAAAUCAUCCGACAUUUGAAGAUAUGCAGGUCCUGGUGUCCAGGGAGAAGCAGAGGCCUAAAUUCCCAGAAGCCUGGAAAGAGAACAGUCUGGCGGUUAGAUCUCUGAAAGAGACAAUAGAUGAUUGCUGGGAUCAGGAUGCAGAGGCGCGACUAACAGCUCAGUGUGCUGAGGAGAGGAUGGCAGAGCUUAUGAUGAUCUGGGAGAGGAACAAGUCUGUGAGCCCCACCAUCAACCCAACAUCUACAGCUGUGCAGAAUGAGCGUAAUUUAUCUCAGAGCCGACGAGUUCCAAAGAUUAGACCAUAUCCAGAUUACUCCUCAUCCUCUUACAUUGAGGAUUCUGUGCAUAAUACAGACAUCAUUGUGAAGAACAUCUCAUCUGAGACUUCCAUGUCUAGUACGCCCAACACCACCAGCGAGAAGAAUCGCAACUCCAUAAAUUAUGAGAGGCAGCAGGCUCAGGCACGCUUACCUAGCCCAGAGACCAGUGUCACAAGCUUGUCAACAAAUACCACAAACACUACAGGACUCACACCAAGCACUGGUAUGACCACAAUAUCAGAGAUCCAGUACUCAGAUGAUGCUAUGCACAGUGUUCAACCCAUGGGGCCAACACCUGUUUAUUUGCAACUGACAGAGGAAGACCUUGAGACUAAUAAGCUGGAUCCAAAAGAGGUGGAUAAGAACUUAAAAGAGAGCUCAGAUGAGAACUUAAUGGAACAUUCCCUAAAGCAGUUUAGUGGACCUGACCCACUGAGCAGUACCAGCUCCAAUCUUUUCUAUCCACUGAUAAAACUAGCAGUGGAGUCCACAGGACAAACCGAUUUCAGUCAAGCUGGAAACCCAGAUGCUAUCUCUACCCAACUGUAUCCUCUUCCAAAGCAACAGAACCUUCCCAAGAGACCAACCAGCCUCCCACUGAAUACAAAAAACUCAAGCAAGGAGUCCCGGCUAAAAUUUGGUAGCAAGCACAAAUCUAAUUUAAAGCAUGUUGAAACAGGUGUUGCCAAAAUGAACACAGUAAGUGCUGCAGAACCACAUGUAGUAACUGUAAGUACUGCUGGGGUAGGGGGCAGGACAGGCUAUGUGAAUUCUCAAGGCCCCACAAGCCAGCAUACCAACUCUGCAUCUAGCACUAACUCAAUGGCCUUAAGAGCACAGGAGAUGCUACAGAACCAAUUUAGAGGAGAUGACAGCCGCCUGAACAUAAAUUCCAGCCCAGAUGAGAAUGAACCUCUGCUCAGGCGGGAGCAACAAGCUGGACAGGAUGAGUCUGUUUUAGAUAGACUAGUGGAUAGGAGGGAGCACCCUGCAGAGAGCAGUCGUGUGAAUUCCAACAAUAACAACAACAGCAGUCAGUGUGUGCUCCCAGAUGUAGCGGCACAAACCGCUCCUGUAGAGACCAGGCAGCAUCCGGCAAGGAGGGCACAAAGGCCAAACUCUCUGGAUUUGUCAUCCUCCACUAUUAUGGAUAACUGCAGCAUACAGUAUGAUACAUUAUCAGACAGUCGUUCAGGAGAAAAAAUAAAGAAACGAGUUAAGACACCAUACUCCCUCAAACGCUGGCGUCCCUCUACUUGGGCCAUUCCAACAGAACGGCAGGACUAUGAGGUUAACAACAAUGGAAUUGGCGAGACCUUCAGCCACUCAAAGUCCAGCACUGCUGUUUAUCUUAUAGAUGGGGCCACCACCACUGCUGCCCUUAAAGAUGCCAGGAUGAGCUGCUUAUAAGUUACCAAUCCCUUCUCAUGUGGCUUUUUUUUUUUCUUCAAACUCACAAACUUGGUGUGUUUUUGUUUUUUUAUUGCAUCAUAAAAAGAGUAAAAGACCUGAAGACAAAAACGACAAAGCAACAUAAUUUGUAUUAUCAACUCUUUGUACAGGACUUGCUUUAACCCAUGUUCUGAGAGACCAGCAAUGUCUUGUAAAACUAUUUCAUUGCUUGUCUCUACAGAACCUGAAAGGUUUGAAUAGAUUUCAGCUAUGCAGCAGAACACAAAACGGCUUAUGCUUCCAUAUUUUUAUUUUCAUCAUUUUUAGUUUGUUGUAGAUUUUUUAAAAUUGUUUUUGCACCUUUUUUUCUGAUUUAGUGUUGCUCAUGUUUUUUUUAAGUCUGAUCAUCAAGCUUUACAUAUAAGUAUAUGUAACAAGAAAACAAGGAAUGAAAUGUAGAUGAGAAAUUUUUGUUUGAAACAACAAAAACGUUUGCCGACCAACACGGUCUCUAAAAAUGCAGAGUAAAAUGUCAGACAGGAUGAACUGCAACAGUGUCUUGUAAAUGUAUUUUUAAUUUUUAAGUUUGUCUCGUCCGUAUGUUGGUGUUAAGUGGUGCACUCAAGGAGAGAGAAGUAUGUUCUCAAAGAGAGAUGCUUAAAUUCUGCCUUUUCUUUUACUAGCUAAGACUUUGCACUUUUUAGAUAAAAGCACUGCGGGUCAUGUUAAAAAUGGCUGCUUCUGUGAAUCUCUCCAUUUUGCUCCAUCCAUGAACCAUUUGCUGCAAAUAGGUUUCCUUACACCCUGUUUGAGUUGUUAAAAUAUAUCUAGGUAUAAGGAAGACAGAUUUACAGCAUCUUCCAUCAGUAUAUUAUUUUAGGGGCUUUUAAUAUGUUUACCUUUACCAGACUUUGAAUACUGAAGCAUGAAAAUUGGAGCGAGAAUACACAGGUGACGCCAAUUAAAGCUUUGUUUAAAGAAAAUAAUAGAUUAAAAGUAUAUACAAAUAUAUAUAUGUGAUCUUAUAAAGAAGGUCUACAAGUAAUAUUUUAUCCUCUGUGCAGAAGUGAGCAUUUGAUUACCAUGCUGCAUUAUCUUUUAAAUUCCUGGCUUUUCUUGUACUGAAAUGUGCAAUGGUCUAUAAUUUGCGCAAUGCUUUACUGGAAAGUACUUUUUCUCUAACAACUUAUGCCAUGUUUGCAAAUAUUUUUUUUAAAUAAAUAUCCUUCUCUAAAAAAAAACCAACUUAUAAAAUGUUCUUGUGCACUACUCUAUACAUUUGACUUUUUGUUGGUUGAAUUCUUAUUUAUAACACAAUAUCAAGUUAUGCAAAUUUGUUAUCUUUAAGAAAGAAAAGUGUUUUUGCUCUUUUAGAUUUAAGUAAAUGCAAAAUAUUUCAUUUACUAACUAAAAUAUUAAAGGGCACGAACCCCAAACUUUUUUUUUUCUUCAUAACAAUUUUAAACAACUUUCUAAUGUAUUUUUUUUAUCAAAUUUGAUUAAUCAUCUUUGGAAGAAAUGCACUACUGGAAGCUAGCGUUUGCCAAGGACAAAAAGAAAACUUAAGGAGCCAAUGGCAAGAGGCAUAUAGAUGAAGCCAAUCAGCAGCUAGCUCCCAGUAGUGAAAUGAUACUCCUAAACCUAAGUAUGCUUCUCUACAAAGGAUACCAAGAGAAUGAAGCAAAUUAGAAAAUACAAGUAGAUUGGAUAGUUCUGUCUAAAUCUUGAACGUUGUUUACUUUCUGUCCCUUUAAGUUUCUCAAUUUUACAAGCAUUUCACAAUCAAAAGUCUAAUAAUUCUUUAGAAGUUUAUUUUUUAUUUACAGAUUAUUCACAAUUGUUCUGAAAUACAGUGACAUACAGAAAAGUAUUUAGUUUGAGAAACAGCAAGAAAAUGCAUUGUAAACUCCUUAUAUACAGAAAAUGUAUUAGUUAUAUAAACAAAUAAACAAAAGGUGAUCAGAUCUGUUAGUUUACACUAGCGUUACAUGUAAUACGAGGCCUGUUUUUCAAGUCACACCAUGGAUAAUGAUCCUCACCCUAUGAAAAGGUAAUAAAAAAUCAUGCAAGUUGUAAAAUUACUAAAUGUGUUAAAAGGUUUAAGAACAAAUACUGGUAUGCAGAAUGAAAAUUAUAAUAUUGUUAACACAGUGGAUUAAAUGUAUUUAAAUGUUCUUUUUAUUAAAUAACUUUAAAGAAA
Molecule: messenger RNA, 6288 nt
Organism: Bombina bombina (fire-bellied toad)
Lineage: Eukaryota; Metazoa; Chordata; Amphibia; Anura; Bombinatoridae
Gene: BMPR2
Product: bone morphogenetic protein receptor type 2
Exons: 13
Coding region: 1044-4106 (1020 amino acids)
Biological process (GO): cellular response to growth factor stimulus; protein phosphorylation; BMP signaling pathway
Cellular component (GO): signaling receptor complex; plasma membrane
Molecular function (GO): transforming growth factor beta receptor activity; ATP binding
Source: RefSeq, a predicted model, not a curated record